This is a messenger RNA of Vicia villosa (hairy vetch), 1155 nucleotides long. Its product is annotated as CRIB domain-containing protein RIC4-like. NCBI's taxonomy places the organism in Eukaryota, Viridiplantae, Streptophyta, Magnoliopsida, Fabales, Fabaceae. The record is from RefSeq and is a predicted model, not a curated record. The transcript is spliced from 3 exons. The coding region runs from base 107 to 601 and encodes 164 amino acids.
CUCUAUUCAUUAAUCAUAGCUAGGAUAUAAUUCUAUCAUUCUCUCUCAAACUAUAGCAUUGGAAUUUGAUACUAUACAAACAAAUAUUUUGGAUUUAUAGGAAAUUAUGAGAAAUUAUAUGGAAAGAUUUGUUGUUCUUCCUUUCUCUUUGAGGUGUGCUUCUCAUUCAAGUGUGGAGUUAGGUGAACCCAAAGAAUCAAAAGACUCUAUUGUUUCAAGAAGACAAGAAGGACAAAUCAUCAGAACUAAAAUGGAGAAAAAAAGAUCUUCUGGAUUUUUUGUUCUUCCAAAGGCUCAUGUAGCUGCAGGCAUACAGAGAUUGAUCAAGGGUAUCAAGAGUUUUUCUCAAAUAUUUUUUUACAAAGAGCACAUUGAAGAGAUGGAACAAGACAUGGAAAUUGGGUAUCCAACAGAUGUGAAGCAUGUAACACAUAUUGGACUUGAUGGGUCAACAACCACAAAUAAUGUUAAGGGUUGGGACAAUCUUAAGCCACCUGAAUUACUUUCUAUAAAUCCAAUUACUUUAAAGCAAUUUGAAUUGGCCAUGGCCACCCAAGCUCACCAACCACUCAUUGAUGAUUCUUUUCCAAAAUGUGAUUAAAAGUAUACUUGUGGGACUCAUUAUUGUUGCCAUUAUAAUAAGUCUCUUCUAAUUGUAGAUUAAGAUCGAUCAUGCUUGAUAAGGAUGUGUACAUGUAGAAAUUCACAUGGUGCAUAAAAUUUAAUUUCAUUAAUAUUUGUAACAUUUGUCUUUGGACUUUCACUUGUUUUGAUUGAUUCUUAAAAUACUUAGGAGUUUCAUUGUUUUUUUCUCACUAAACUAACAUAAUACUUUGCAUGUUCAUGAUUGUGUGUCGGUGCAAUAAUUCGAACAGAUAUUAAGAAGUUAAUAUGUCUACAUAUAAAUAAUUUAUUGUAUUUAAUACUAUCAUUUUUUAAAAAUAGAAUUUAAUAUUGUACUUAUUUUUAAAAUUUGUUAUUGUCAUCAUACAUAAUAAAAAAUAAAUAAAUAAGUUUUUUUUUCCACCACCGGUUUAGGAGUCAGUUAUUGCAUUAAGUGGUUACAGCCCUCUUCAGAUCCAAAUUACGGGAGGAUUGAAUUGUGGUUAUCCCGACCAAAUCCAGCGUUAAUCACCACUAGACCAAUUAACAAUU